Messenger RNA from Plectropomus leopardus (leopard coralgrouper), 2175 nucleotides. It is a transcript of the gene sox2, whose product is annotated as SRY-box transcription factor 2. Gene Ontology annotation, cellular component: nucleus. Gene Ontology annotation, biological process: brain development; neuron differentiation; positive regulation of transcription by RNA polymerase II. The record is from RefSeq and is a predicted model, not a curated record. Gene Ontology annotation, molecular function: DNA-binding transcription activator activity, RNA polymerase II-specific; RNA polymerase II cis-regulatory region sequence-specific DNA binding. Lineage: Eukaryota; Metazoa; Chordata; Actinopteri; Perciformes; Serranidae.
AAAAACUAUCUGGAGUUGUCAAGGCUCAGGCGGACAGAGGCGAAAAAGUACAGUUUGUUGAUGCUUUUUGCGGAGAAGCGACGGGAGAAGUUUUGUGGACACAACAUAGCAGGGACUAUUGGGAGCAGGCUCUUUGUCACACACACUCACACACACGCUCUGACACACACUCAGCGCGAGGGAGAGGGAGAGAGAGUGAGAGAGAGAGUGUGUGGAGACGCGGCUUGUUGUUUUUUUGUCCAGAGAAAAAAGUUGCAGAGAAAAAUCGACAGGUAACUUUACGCAGCAGCCUCUGCGCUCCUCACUGUCCUGCCUCUGGCUUGUGGAGUUUGCCUCUGUGGCUUUUUUUUCUUCUUCUGCUCGGGAGCUCCAACUUUAAUUCCUGAUGUAUAACAUGAUGGAGACUGAACUGAAGCCCCCAGCUCCCCAGACCAACACGGGGGGCUCGGGCAACACCAACACGUCCGGCACCGGCCCCAACCAGAAAAACAGUCCGGAGCGGGUCAAGAGACCCAUGAACGCGUUCAUGGUGUGGUCCAGGGGCCAGAGGAGGAAGAUGGCGCAAGAAAAUCCCAAAAUGCACAACUCGGAGAUAAGCAAGAGGCUGGGCGCAGAGUGGAAACUUCUGUCGGAGAGCGAGAAGAGACCUUUCAUCGACGAAGCCAAGAGGCUGCGGGCCCUGCACAUGAAGGAGCAUCCGGAUUACAAAUACCGGCCCCGGCGGAAAACCAAGACCCUCAUGAAGAAGGACAAGUACACCUUGCCCGGCGGGCUGCUGGCUCCGGGAGGAAACGGGAUGGGAGCUGGGGUCGGUGUUGGGGUGGGCACCGGGCUGGGCGGUGGGGUGAACCAGCGGAUGGACAGCUACGCGGCGCACAUGAACGGCUGGACCAACGGUGGCUACGGCAUGAUGCAGGACCAGCUGAGCUACCAGCACCCGGGUCUGAACGCGCACAACCCGAGCCAGAUGCAGUCCAUGCACCGCUAUGACAUGAGCGCGCUGCAGUACAACACCAUGACCAGCUCCCAGAGCUACAUGAACGGCUCCCCGACUUACUCCAUGUCCUACUCCCAGCAAACCACGCCGGGGAUGACUGCGCUGGGCUCCAUGGGGCCCUCCUCCGUGGUGAAGUCCGAGUCCAGCAGCUCCAGCCCUCCCGUCGUCACCUCGUCGUCCCACCGGGCCGCCCCGGGCUGCCAAAGCGGAGAUCUGAGGGACAUGAUCAGCAUGUACCUGCCCGGGGCGGAGGUCAGCGAGCAGAGCGCCCAGACCAGGCUACACAUGUCCGGGCACUACCAGAGCACCGUGCCCGGGACGACGAUCAACGGCACGCUGCCGUUAACACACAUGUAAGAGACACACAGCAGAGAGAGAGAGUGAGAGAGAAAAAAAGAACUUUUAUAAGAGAAACUGUGGACUAUUAACGUUGGACUAUUUUUGUACAGAAAAAUUUCGGGGUGGGAAAAAGUUGUAUAGAAGUCUCCAGGAAAAAAGGACACACGACUCUUUUUUUCUUUCAUUUUAUUCUAAGGAAGCUCUAGAGGAACGGUAGGAGAUCCCCCUCUUCACUGGUGGAUGAAGUUUGGAAGACUAGAAAGUGGGAGUCGCAAUCAAAUGUUUUAUUAUUGCAAUCACCUUUUGUACAGUAUUUAUCAAAGAAACAUUACAAUCAGAUAAUUGUUUGUUAAACUGCAAGAGGUUGCAUUUUUUUUCUUUUCUUUUUUUAUAUAAAGCAAUGCCAGUUCUGCAGAAAAUAUUAAAAAAAUGGCAGAGCUGGAAUUAUAUGGGAGCGAUCAGUUAUGCUCCUUUAUUACUGCAAACUUUGGAAAGAAAAAGGGACAUAAAAACGAAGCAGGUAAUACUGUUUUCCAUUUAAGGUCAAUAUUACUAAACGUUUUAAUUUCUUUAAAACAAAAAGAAAAGACACUUUUUUUUCCUCUCAUACAGCUUAAAAUAUAGGUUGUUAAUUUAUAUUUCCGUCUCCCACUUUUCAUCUGUUAGAGGUAUGACGCUUGUGCUCUUUAUUUUCUAAUUGAUUUGUACAAUUUCUGUAUAUUUACUGUGAUAUUUUAAGUUUUUAUUUCAAAAAAAUUCAUUCCCGUAGUUGUAUUUUAAAAAUUGUGGCCUGUACGCAGAAGCCAACCACUCCAUGUAUAUAUAUACCGGAACUAAUA